AUGGAGACUUCGUUCGCAAUUACUGGAAAGGGUUAUGUUAUCGUCGCCUCUGACACCACCGCGGCUCGGUCUAUCGUCAAGAUGAAAACUGACGAUGACAAGAUCAAAGUCGUCAGCCCUCAUCUACUCAUGUCCUAUUCUGGAGAACCAGGUGACACUAUCCAAUUUGCUGAAUAUGUUGAGCGCAACCUCCGUCUUUUCAACAUCCGAAACAAUUAUUCCUUGCGACCAUCCGCGGCCGCGUCGUGGAUUCGUCGUUCUCUAGCACAAUCGCUUCGUUCCCGAAAGCCCUACUCCGUCAAUCUUAUGCUUGGCGGGUUCGAUGUGACAACUGACUCUCCACAUCUGUACUGGAUAGAUUAUCUUGGAACGAUGACCGAGGUACCUUUCGGUGCUCAUGGGUACGGAAGCUACUUUGCUUUGAGUUUACUUGAUCGGUACCAUGAUCCGGAGGCUACACUCGAAGAAGGACUCGCGACUUUGAAGAGAUGCAUUGACGAGGUCGCAAAGCGUCUAGUCGUUAGUCCUGGAAAGUACAAAAUCAAAGUAGUGGACAAGGAUGGUACACGAGAGGUGGAGCUGUAA
Molecule: messenger RNA, 585 nt
Organism: Lentinula edodes (shiitake mushroom)
Lineage: Eukaryota; Fungi; Basidiomycota; Agaricomycetes; Agaricales; Omphalotaceae
Product: 20S proteasome subunit
Exons: 3
Coding region: 1-585 (194 amino acids)
Biological process (GO): proteasomal protein catabolic process
Cellular component (GO): proteasome core complex; cytosol; proteasome core complex, beta-subunit complex
Molecular function (GO): peptidase activity
Source: RefSeq, a predicted model, not a curated record